Messenger RNA from Trichoplusia ni (cabbage looper), 1449 nucleotides. RefSeq names its product probable tRNA N6-adenosine threonylcarbamoyltransferase (gene Tcs3). Gene Ontology annotation, cellular component: cytoplasm; EKC/KEOPS complex. Gene Ontology annotation, biological process: tRNA threonylcarbamoyladenosine modification. Bases 109 to 1110 code for a protein of 333 amino acids. Lineage: Eukaryota; Metazoa; Arthropoda; Insecta; Lepidoptera; Noctuidae. The record is from RefSeq and is a predicted model, not a curated record. The transcript is spliced from 6 exons.
CUAAUGACAGAAAAUCGAUAAACAUUUGUCAUAUUAUUCGAGGAGUGAGACUUUAUUUUACAAACAAAUACGACUUACAUCGAAUUAUAGUAUAAGCCCUCGUCCAAAAUGGUUAUAGCAAUAGGGUUUGAAGGGAGCGCUAAUAAGCUAGGCGUGGGAAUAGUACGAGAUGGACAAAUAGUAGCCAAUUGUAGGAGAACCUACAUCACGCCGCCUGGUCAAGGCUUCCUACCCAGAGAGACUGCUGAGCAUCACCAGCAGAACAUCCAUGCAGUACUUCGGGAAGCUCUAGACCAGUCUGGGAUAACCCCAGACAUGAUUGACGUGGUUUGCUACACUAAAGGCCCUGGUAUGGGCGCUCCGUUGAUGGUAUGCGCCAUUGUCGCUAGAACCUGCGCAAAGUUGUGGAAGAAACCUAUUCUAGGAGUCAAUCAUUGUAUUGGACACAUUGAAAUGGGUCGCCUCAUAACAAAUGCUUACAAUCCAACAGUUUUAUAUGUGAGUGGUGGGAACACUCAGAUCAUAGCAUAUGACAGAAACAAAUACAGGAUAUUUGGUGAGACUAUUGACAUUGCUGUAGGCAAUUGUUUAGACAGAUUCGCGCGAGUGCUGAAGAUGUCCAAUGAACCUAGUCCAGGAUAUAACAUUGAGCAGGCUGCUAAAAGAGGAACGAAAUAUUUUCCACUACCAUACUGUGUUAAAGGAAUGGAUGUAAGUUUCUCCGGUAUCUUAUCUUUCAUGGAAGACAGAAUAGACGAUCUCCUUCAGAAGUUUACUCCUGAUGACUUGUGCUAUUCGCUUCAAGAAACUGUGUUUGCUAUGCUGGUGGAAAUUACGGAGCGAGCGAUGGCCCAUUGCGGCUCUGAUGAGGUCCUCAUAGUCGGCGGUGUAGGCUGCAACGUGCGCUUACAGGAAAUGAUGGGAGUUAUGUGUAAAGAACGAGACGCCAGAGUAUUCGCGACUGACGAACGGUUUUGUAUCGACAACGGAGUUAUGAUCGCGUGGGCUGGCGCCUUAGCCCAUUCAUCUGGAACUAAAAUGGACUUCAGUGAAUCAACUAUCACACAAAGAUAUAGAACUGAUGAUGUUGUUAUUACGUGGAGAGAUUAACUGCCUCAAGGUAGUUACGCCUGGCUUGUAUAAGCAAGAACGAUACUCCGCAGACUCAUACCAAAAUGUCAUGCUAUCAUUAUCAAGUGGAAAAUAGCUACAAUAAGACAUUUUAUAACGUCACACACCUGAGUAUCGUUCAUGCAUACGACUGUACUUUAAUGAUAAUGUUUUAAAACAUCGAUUUGUUGUCCCAUUUUUGGACAAACAUCUUCAUUACAAUUUUCUACUACAAACCAGAUGUAAUUAGUUAUUUAUGUCUUAUCAUACGAAUAUUUGCGUUAUUUGUACUUUAGCUGUAAGUUUUGAAGUCAUCAAAAUUAAACAUUAUAAUAUAAU